CGAGCAUUGAAAACAAAAGAAAAGUACAUGUAGUGGGUUGGUUAUCCAUGGGUAUGAGAAAAAAAUCUUUUGCAGAUCCUCUUCAAUAGUAAACAUGCCCUCCCAAUCAAACGUCGACGAUCCUCAGGUCCUGGGAGCAGCCCAGCCCACCGAAUUUGUCGACGACCUUAUGGAUCUUGGGACCGACCCUGGCGAUUCAAACGAUCCCGGAGAAGAGUCCCAAGAACAUUGGAAUCUAGUCGCUCAGUCAAUCGCCGACCAAAAUCAGACUCCUGGAGCCAAGACGAUGGACGGGGUCGAUGACCUGAACGAAAAUGCGACCAACGUGGACAACCCACUCGACCUCAAAUUCACUCCUCCAUCUUGGUCCCCAAUAUUCCAUUGCCAAAAAUGCAGGAAAACCUUCGCCUCUCGUUUUGGAUGCCGUGCGCACGUGAGAAAAAAUGCUUGCUCAAAGGUAUCCCAUUGCCCAGGAAAGCAUGAUCAUCGGUGGGUUGAGCUGGAUGUUGAGACCAUGGCCAUUGCCCUGGAGUGGUUCCAUUCCCAAGAACUGGAUCGAUUUUUCUUCAAAGAAUCGUCUCGGCCUUCACUCAGAAUAUUUCGAUGCUCUCAAAGAAGCCGCAAAUCGUCUUCCCCAAUUAAAAAAACCAAGAAGAUAUAUGAUUGUUCGGCUAAGAUCGUUUUUCGUCAAGCCACCUUGUGCCAAUGUGAGGAUACGAUUACUGAAAUCUGCCGAAAUGGAAAACCCAUGGUCCUAAUCUAUGGGUGCCUAACACAUUCCCAUCCCAUCGACCGGAAAAACAUUCGUUUGUCGAAAGUUACGAAAAACCAGGCUCUCAAACUAUUGCAAUCUGGGCUGGAGCAUGGAGAUAUCAUCGAAAAAUAUUUUGCGCCCAAUGAUGAUGAUCCCGAUCGCAAGCCCGUAAUUCCAGCCGAUCUUUAUCGUAUAAGAAGGACAGCUGGUCUACGUGGAUUGGAAAAUGUGGACCAGGUCUUUAUUCGCAAAAAACUUAAGGGGAAAGAGAGAAUGCGGAAUAUGGGAUAUUCAAAAAUCCAAACAGAUUAUUCUGCCUGUCACCCAGGAAAAGAGGAAAUGCAGAAAUAUCUUGUGGAACAAAAGCCUGGAGGAUUUGACAUCAUUCGGAAAGGCCCUGAUGGCGAGGAAGUCGGAAGAUAUCGCAUGAUGCCUAAUCGAUUUCUAUGCAACAAGACGUUAUGUCAAGUUCGAUGCUUGAAUUGCCCCCCAAAAUGCAUCUGUGCACACGAUUACACAUGCCAGUGCCCAGAAUAUGCUCAUCGCAAUUUCUGCAACCAUGGUCAUGUUUUGGCAAUGCUGUCCAAUGCCUCCUCACCAACAUCAAAGCACCAACCUAACGACGACCAAAGCCAAUUGGACGACAGUUACCGCGGUAGUGGACGGAGCAAGGACAAUUGCUCAAACAUUGCGGAUCACUAUCCUGUUCAACCCGUUGAUCAAGAGUUCGUCAAGAUUCAAAAAAGGUUUCGCCAAAUUGAAGGAGCGUUCUCAUCAAGUGACAUCAAAGAUGAUGAGAAGCUCAUGAUUGUCAAUUCUUUGCUCCAUGUCCCAAUCAAUGACGUAGAAAUCCCCCUGCGAUUUUCCAACAAUGCAAAUAGCUUUUUAUAAACUCGAUCGAAAGUGCUCCCAUUCCCUUUGUCUUUGUUUUCUCGAAAAAAAAAACCAAAUCCUCGUAAUUGAGCACUUUUGUUUAAAAAUGUCUUGUUUUGUCGUUUUAGAAAGGCAAUGUUUGAUGUGUGAACGCGAAGUGUCAAAUGUAUAUUUUUCAGUAUA
Molecule: messenger RNA, 1810 nt
Organism: Tigriopus californicus
Lineage: Eukaryota; Metazoa; Arthropoda; Copepoda; Harpacticoida; Harpacticidae
Exons: 6
Coding region: 95-1645 (516 amino acids)
Source: RefSeq, a predicted model, not a curated record